AUGGCCAAACAGAACUUCAUAGGGCUUGUGGUAUCACAAGGUAAGAUGGCCAAGACCGUCAAGGUCAGAGUGCAGAGAAAAGUGUACGAUACCAGAAUCCACAAAGAAGUUAUCAAGAGAAAAGAUUACUUGGUUCACGAUGAAGGAAAUCUCUGUAAAGAAGGGGAUGUCGUCAGAAUUGAGUCGAUUCCCAAGAUUUCUGCUCGUAAGGCUUUUGCCGUUGCCGAGAUCAAAGUCAACAAGGGUCAGCAGUUUGCAUUGUACGAAACGUUAGCAAAAGAAAAAGUGAUUGAAGAAGAAAAACAGAAGCUUGAAAUCUUCAUCAAGGAAAAGCAACAGUUUGAAAGUGUUGUUACGCAGAUAGAAGACUUGAGAAGAUUGGACCAGAUCGUAAGCACGUAUCAGACACAGCCCAACGCCGACAGAAGCCAGCUUUUGUCCGAGAUUGACCGUAUAAAGCAGAAAUGGGGUAUUCAAUCAUGGCCAUCAGAAGAGCCUAUCUUGUCGUUGGACAUCAACGAAAAGGAGAAGAGCAUACGAGAAGUCAAUUUGGACCUUAUUAUCUCCAAGAUCAUGUCAGAUGAAUACACAGAUGACAGAAACAAGAUCUUGGCAGCCUCCACCAGCACACCAGUAGGAGAACUCAAGAAGCACACCAUCAAGAAUAUCGUGAGGAAAUACGUGUUGAACUCUAAGAACGAACUUCCCUUUGAGGUUUAG
Scheffersomyces stipitis CBS 6054 is the source of this 720-nucleotide messenger RNA. RefSeq names its product mitochondrial 37S ribosomal protein uS17m. The coding region runs from base 1 to 720 and encodes 239 amino acids. The transcript has a single exon. The record is from RefSeq and is a predicted model, not a curated record. Gene Ontology annotation, biological process: translation. Gene Ontology annotation, cellular component: mitochondrion; ribosome. Lineage: Eukaryota; Fungi; Ascomycota; Pichiomycetes; Serinales; Debaryomycetaceae. Gene Ontology annotation, molecular function: structural constituent of ribosome.